UUUGGAUUCUUGCCAUGGAGAGAAGUUAGUCGAAAAAGGAGAACAGAGAAGCUUUUGAUCUCUUAACAUGGUUGACUUACACCGAACGAGAAAGAGAGAGAAAUGGAUGACAGACGGAUCGAAGAUCACUCGGUGCAUCAGCGGGAGAAACGUUCCAGGUGCAAGAAGUCAAAACGAAGAAGAUAUCGCAAGCGAAUCGCUAGAGAAAAAGCGAGUAGAGAGCUCGAGGAAGACGAAGGGAUGAUUGAGGAAGAAGCAUCGACGUGUCUAUAAAGCCGAAAUGAAGAGGCGAUAAGCGACAGCCAAAAAAAGAGAUGAUGAAUCGGGAAAAAAAGAGGAGAAACGAAGAGACCAGAGCAUAUUGAAUAUAGGGUGUUAAAUCCAUCGGUUUCCUGAACAAACUGCAGAAGUAAGAAGAUGCUGAAGCAAUGUGGCCGCAGGGAAUGUGAUGAAACCCGGAAGAUCAAAGGCACUGUUGUUUUGAUGAAAAAGAAUAAACUGGAUGUCACUGACUUAGCUGCAUUGGUUAGUGAUGAUGUUGAUGAGUUGUUUCACAAGCAUGUCUCUCUGCAACUUGUUAGUGCUGAAAACAGUGACCCUGCUAAUGGAUUUCAAGGAAAACUUGGAAAAAAAGCUUUCUUGGAAAAUUGGAUCACAAAAUUCACUCCUUUAACUAAUCGCGAGACUGCAUAUCAUGUCACCUUCGACUGGGACGAAGAGGCUGGAACUCCAGGAGCGUUUCUGGUACACAAUGGUCAUAACAAUGAAUUCUUUCUCAAAACACUUACUCUUGAAGAUGUUCCCGGUCAAGGUCGACUACAUUUUGUCUGCAAUUCGUGGGUUUAUCCCUCAAAUGAUCAAGAGAAAUACCGUAUUUUCUUUGUUAAUAAGACAUAUCUCCCAAAUCAGACUCCAUUACCAUUAUGCAAGUAUAGAGAAGAAGAGUUAAUGAACUUAAGAGGAGAUGGAAAAAGAGAGCUCAAGGAAAGGGAUAGAGUAUAUGAUUAUGCUUAUUAUAAUGAUUUAGGUGAACCUACAAAAGAACCUCGGCCUGUCCUUGGUGGUUCAUCUGAGUACCCUUACCCUCGGAGGGGAAGAACAAGUCGACCACCAACUAAGGAAGAUCCCAAGAGCGAGAGCAGACUUCCACUUCUCAAGAGUUUAGACGUUUAUGUCCCAAGGGAUGAAAGAUUUAGUCAUUUGAAAAUGUCUGAUUUUCUUGCUUAUGGAAUUAAAUCCUUAAUCCAGGUUCUUAGACACGAUUUCAAAGCAUUAUUAGGUAGUACUGACAAGGAGUUCGACUCCCUUGAAGAUACCAUGAAAGUAUACCAAGAAGCCAAUAUGGCGUGCAGUAGCCCUUUACUUGAAAAGAUCAAGAAAAACAUUCCAUUUGAGAUGCUGAGGGAAAUUUUCCGGUCAGACGGUGAAAGACACUUCAACUUUCCAGUGCCUCAAGUGAUCAAAGAUGAUAAGUCUGCCUGGAGAACUGAUGAAGAAUUUGCAAGAGAAAUGCUAGCUGGAUUACACCCUGUUGUUAUUCAUCUUCUUCAGGAAUUUCCACCAUCAAGCAACUUAGAACCUAAAGUAUACGGCAAUCAAAAUAGUUCGAUUAACAGAAGUCAUGUUGAGAAGAACCUCGAUAAGCUCAGUGUAGAUGAGGCACUGAAGCAUAACAGACUAUUCAUAUUAGAUUAUCAUGAUGUUUUGAUGCCAUACUUGAGGAAAAUAAAUGAUACUACCUCCACAAAGACAUACGCAUCUAGGACGCUCCUUUUCUUGAAGGAUGAUGGGACUUUAACGCCACUCGCUAUCGAAUUAAGCUUGCCUCAUCCUGGAAAAGAUCAACUUGGUUGCGUUAGCAACGUAUACACGCCAGCUCAAGAUGGUAUUGAAGGUUCUUUUUGGCAACUAGCAAAAGCUUAUGUUGCUGUAAAUGAUUCUGGCUAUCACCAACUCAUCAGUCAUUGGUUGAACUCUCAUGCAGCAAUAGAGCCAUUUGUUAUUGCAACAAAUAGGCAGUUGAGUGUGCUUCACCCAAUCCACAGGCUCCUUCAUCCUCAUUUUCGUGACACAAUGUUUAUCAAUGCAUUUGCUCGUCAAAUUCUCCUUAAUGGUGGUGGAUUAUUUGAAGCUACAGUUUUCCCAUCGAAGUAUGCCUUAGAAAUGUCAUCUUUUAUGUAUAAAAAAUGGAUUUUCACCGAGCAAGCACUACCUGAAGAUCUCAAGAAAAGAGGAAUGGCUUUCGAUGAUCCAAAUUCACCACAUGGCCUGCGUCUACUAAUAGAAGACUAUCCAUAUGCUGUUGAUGGACUUGAAAUCUGGUCAGCUAUUAAAACAUGGGUCAGCGACUAUUGUAACUUUUACUACAAGAGUGAUGACAUAGUUGCAGCAGACAGUGAACUCCAGUCCUGGUGGAAAGAAGUCCGAGAGGAAGGUCAUGGUGACAAGAAGGAUGAACCCUGGUGGCCUAAGUUGCAUACUUGUAAUGAGUUAAUAGAAACAUGUACCAUUAUCAUAUGGGUGGCUUCUGCAUUUCAUGCGGCUUUAAACUUUGGACAGUACCCUUAUGCAGGUUAUCUUCCUAACCGUCCAACCAUUAGUCGUAGAUUCAUGCCAGAAAAGGGCACUCCUGAAUUUGAUGAGCUUGUGUCUAAGCCAGAAAAAGUUUUCUUGAAAACAAUUACUGCCCAAUUACAAACCCUUAUUGGCAUUUCUCUAAUCGAGAUCCUGUCGAGACAUUCAACAGAUGAAGUUUAUCUUGGAAAAAGAGACACGCCUGAAUGGACAUCAGACAAAGAACCACUGGAAGCAUUUAAGAAGUUUGGAGAUAAACUAGCAGAGGUUGAAGAAAAAAUUAUAAAACUGAACAAUGAUAAGAAGUUGAAGAAUCGUGUUGGUCCUGUCAACAUGCCGUACACUUUAUUAUAUCCUACAGGCGAAACUGGACUUAGCGGUAGAGGAAUUCCAAAUAGUAUCUCGAUCUAAUAUUUUUUUUUUGUUGGUGUAGAAUAUCGCUUACAGAUUAUUUUUUCAUACAUAUAUCUUUUAAAU
Messenger RNA from Carica papaya (papaya), 3051 nucleotides. RefSeq names its product putative linoleate 9S-lipoxygenase 5. The record is from RefSeq and is a predicted model, not a curated record. Gene Ontology annotation, biological process: lipid oxidation. Gene Ontology annotation, molecular function: oxidoreductase activity, acting on single donors with incorporation of molecular oxygen, incorporation of two atoms of oxygen; protein binding; metal ion binding. NCBI's taxonomy places the organism in Eukaryota, Viridiplantae, Streptophyta, Magnoliopsida, Brassicales, Caricaceae.